AUGAAAGAAAAAANUCAAUUAUUUGAAUAUUUUAAAAGGGUAGACCCCGAUAAAGAUAAUUUAAUUAGUAUAAUAACAAGAUACCCAAAUUAUAUAAAUUAUUUAUUUAAUAAUAAUAAUAAUAAUGAUUUUAAUAAUAAAGAAUUAUUUUAUAUUAAAAUUAUAGAAUAUUUAUUAAAUAACCAAUCAAAUAAUUUUAAUUCAUUUUUAAAUUUAUAUAAUAUAAUAAUAAAUCAUAAUUUUAUAAAAGAAUUAUCAAUUAAAAUUAUAAAUAUUAUAUUAAAAUUUGAAAAAACAACAGGUUUAGAAUGUUCAGUUUAUAAUUUUUAUUUAUUAUUUUCAUUAUUAGAAUUGAAGAAUCAAAUUAAACAACAAUUUUGUCAAGAUUUUAAUAAAGAGUUUCAAAUUUUUAUAAUUAACUUUUUUUCAAAUAAAUGUUGUUCUAGUAAUAAUAAUAAUAAUAAUAAUAAUAAUAAUAAUAAUAAUAAUAGUAAUAUUAAUAAUGGUAAUCAACAACAGCCACCAAUAAUAUUACCAUUUAUAGAAUCAAUUGUGGAUAACAAAUUUAUAGAAUACUUUUUAGAAUUAUUAGAAAUAUUUAAAAAUUCUUCAAAUCGAAGAAACGAAAAAGAAGAAGAAGAAGAAGAAAUGGAAAGUUUAUCAAUUGAUUGGUUAUUUUUAAAAAUUAUAGAAAAUAGAGAUUAUUUAAAGGAUAUAAAUAAAAUGAUAAAAUUUCAACAAAUAUUUAAAUUACAAUUAGUUGAUAUAAUAUGUAGAAAUAAACAAACAUUUUUAAAUAAAGCCAAUAAUAAGAAUAAAAUUCAAGAUUUAAAUCAAUUUAGAUAUAUAAUUAAUGGAUUAUUAGAAAAUGGUUCUUUUAAUAAAUUAACAUUUUCUGAAUUCCUUUCAGAGAAUUUUAAAACAAAAUUACCAAAGAAAUUAGCAACACUUUUACAUGAAUUAGAUAUCUACAAAUCUGUACCAAUUUUAUUAGAAUUUAAAAAUAAAAAUAAUAUAAAAUCAAUUGAUAUACCAACAUUUUUAUUAGAAUAUUGUAAAUGUAUAAUUUUAAAAAAUAAUAAUAAUAUAAUUUUAAAUAAUAAUAAUAAUAAUUUUAAUUUUAAUAAUAAUAAUUUUAAUAAUUUUAAUAAUUUUAAUAAUUUUAAUAAUUUUAAUAAUUUUAAUAAUAAUAAUAAUAAUAAUAAUAACAUCACCACCACCACCACCACAACCAAUAAUAUAGAAAUUUUAAAAAAAGUUGGUAGAUUAUUUAGAAUUGAAAAUGAUGUUAAUAUUCAAUCAUCAGAUAUUUUAUAUAAACUUUAUAAUAAUAUUUAUGAAUUAAAUCCAAGUAUAAUUUCAUCAAUAUCACCAAUUGAUUUAUUUUUUAAUAUUGAUAAACAAAAAUUUCAACCUAUAAAAUUUAAUUUUAUUAAAGAGAAAUUAUUAAAAUCUUUAAUUAUUAAUUACCCAAUUGAUAUAAUUCAUCAAUAUCUUUAUCCAUUAUUUCAACAAGAAUGUAUUAAUUCAAAAAUUUAUCAAAUUAAAUUAAAAAAUAAUAAUCAAAAUAAUAAUCAUAAUAAUAAUAAUCAAAAUAAUAAUAAUCAUAAUAAUAAUAAUCAAAAUAAUAAUAAUCAUAAUAAUAAUCAAAAUAAUAAAUCAUUACCAUAUUAUUUAAUUAAAAAAAUAUUAGUACAUUUAAUUGAUGAUGAUGAUGAUGAUGAAGAUAAUAAUAAUAAUAAUAAUAAUAAUAAUAAUAAUAAUAAUAAUAAUAAUAAUAAUAAUAAUAAUAAUAAUAAUAAUAAUAAUAAUAAUAAUAAUAAUAAUAAUAAUAAUAAUAAUAAUAAUAAUAAUAAUAAUAAUAAUAAUAAUAAUAAUUAUAAUUAUAAUUAUAAUAAUAAAAUUAAUAUUAAAGAAUUAAUUGAAAUUUCAAAAGUAUCAAAAAAAUUUUAUGAAAUUAUAAUAAUGAUUAUAAAUGAUUCAAAUAAUUAUUUCAUUGAUUUAAAUAAUAGUUUAUCAAAUUUAAAUGAUUAUGAAAUUAAAAAUUAUUUUUCAAAUUUAAAAUAUUCAUUAUUAUUACCAAAUAAAGUUUCAAAAUUAUCAAUUUCAUUUAAAAAUAGAUUAUCAUCAUCAAUAAAAUAUUUAAUUUCAAUUUUUAAAUCAAUUCAAAUUUUAAGAAUUGAUGGUAUUCAAUCAACAGAUCAAUUAAAUAAUAUAUUAUAUUUAUUUCAACAACAACAAAUACAACAACAACAAGAAGAACAAGAUUUUCAAUUAAUUUCAAAUAAAAUUGAAAAAAUUAUAAUUAAAGAAACAAGUAGAAAAUUAUAUUAUAUAAUGAAUCAUUUAAAAUUAUUAACUAAAUAUGUUAAUAUUGAAUUAGAAAUUGAUGAUAGUAGUAGUAAUAAUAAUAAUAAUAAUAUUUUUGAUAAUGGUAAUGAUAUUAAUGUUGGUAGUAAUUUAUAUGAUGGUUAUUCAAUUUAUAAAAUUAAACCAAGAUAUUUAAAAACAACAUUUAGUAUUUUCUUAUUAGAAUAUUUUAAUGUUAAUCAAAUUUUAUUAGAAAAUGUUAACCAUUUUCAUUUAGUUGAUUGUUGUGAAAAAGAGAUACAAGAUGAAGAUUUCAUUCAAUUAUCAAAAGUUUGUACAAAACAAUUGGAUAUAAUUAAAUCAUUUACUUUUGAUUUCAAAUUACAAGAUUGUACAUCAAUUAAAUACUUUUUAGAUAAGAUUGAAUUAAUAUCUUGUGGUUUAAAAUCAAUAGAAUUCAAUUUCGAUUUAAAUUUCAUUGUAGAAUCACCUUCAAAUAAUAUCUCAAGAAUCUUUGAAAGAGUUUCAACAAAGAAAAAUUUUCAAUCUGUUAAUAUCAUUAAAAUUUCUUUCUCAACAAUUUUAUUCUCUGAUUUUGAUUCUGUUAAUUUAUUUUCUUUUAUACCAUUAUUAAAUAAUAAUAAUAAUAAUAAUUUUAAUAAUAAUAAUGAAAAUGAUUAUAAAGUUUUCAUUAGAAUUAAACCAGAUGUAGAUUCAGAAUUAUUUUAUCAACAUAAUCAAAAUCAACCAUGCAAAAUUAUUAAAUUUAAAAACUUUUUAAAACAAGGUUAUAAUGUUGCUGCUGAUAGUGGUAACAAUAACAAAGAAAAAGAAAAGAAAAAAGAUUCAAAAACUUGUUGUAUGAAAAAUCCAAAAUGUAAUAAAAGAAAUUUUGAUGAUAUUUAA
Dictyostelium discoideum AX4 is the source of this 3216-nucleotide messenger RNA. RefSeq lists its product as hypothetical. Lineage: Eukaryota; Evosea; Eumycetozoa; Dictyosteliales; Dictyosteliaceae. The record is from RefSeq and is a predicted model, not a curated record. The transcript is spliced from 3 exons. Bases 1 to 3216 code for a protein of 1071 amino acids.